AUGUUGACAGUCAGGGAAAGUUUUACCAUCCAUUUCUUGUUACGUGGUUUCAAAAGUGUGUACAAAGUGAUGCCUCAUCCAUUACAAGAUACAACCUUCUUGAACUUGCAAAGUAUUUCCCAUGUUUCUUCUGGUUCUCCAUUCAAAAAGUCAUUCAAAUUUGCUCCUAAUGCUCUCCAACAACCCCAACCAGAGUAUCCUCUUGCAGCAGAAAACAUUCAAUCUCCACCUGAUGCCAUAUACUCUGAGCCACAAGACUUAAUGGAUAAUAUAGAACUGUCUUAUCUGACUGCCAACCACACGCUGAACCACAUGGCGCAACUGUCCACGGAUUACGAAACGGCAAUGGGUAAUAUAGAGGAUAACAUCAACAAAUACCUUCAAGGAGAACUAAAGGAUACUAUGGUACGGAAAAUUGAUCAGAAUUGUAUGAAGGUAAAUGCUUUAUAUGAUCAACUAACGUUUUAUCACAAACAAGCACAAGCUAAUAGCAAUAAAUUGGCAGAACACAAGGAUUAUCUUGGUUCACAAGUUGAAAAAAUCUCCCAACUUAAUGCUAAACUUGUUGAGUUGGAGAAGAAACAAGAACCAAGAAAGAUAUAUGUCUCAGAAACUUCAGCUUUUGAUCUUGACAAAAUAGCGAUGCCUGAUCUGGCACUUGUUUCUCAGCUUUACAAUACAGUAGCGGAUAUUAGAGCUACUAAGGACGUCAUUAAUGCUAUUAGCGGUACUUUCUCUUCGGAGCCUGAAUUUAUUAGUGACUCAAACUUGGAUUCAUGCGUCAAAGCUGUUCGGGGUCUCGGAAGAGAAUUAUUUUGGCAAGAAUUAACCAAAAACCAUAUAGCUACCAUUAUGGGACUAAUAACCGAGUAA
Molecule: messenger RNA, 873 nt
Organism: Lizanozyma spartinae
Lineage: Eukaryota; Fungi; Ascomycota; Pichiomycetes; Serinales; Debaryomycetaceae
Gene: VPS23
Product: ubiquitin-binding ESCRT-I subunit protein
Exons: 2
Coding region: 1-873 (290 amino acids)
Source: RefSeq, a predicted model, not a curated record